Diorhabda sublineata is the source of this 2037-nucleotide messenger RNA. It is a transcript of the gene pkaap, whose product is annotated as A-kinase anchor protein 10, mitochondrial. The transcript is spliced from 3 exons. Gene Ontology annotation, biological process: intracellular protein localization. The coding region runs from base 157 to 1827 and encodes 556 amino acids. The record is from RefSeq and is a predicted model, not a curated record. Gene Ontology annotation, cellular component: plasma membrane. Lineage: Eukaryota; Metazoa; Arthropoda; Insecta; Coleoptera; Chrysomelidae.
AGACACGAAAUAAGUGUCAUACGAAUAAUGUUAGAAUUAAGUUUGUUUAUGAAAUGCGAUGUAGAAAAAUAAAAACAGAAAAUAAUUUUAAACAAUGAAAAAGGUUGUAAGUUAAAAAUAUUUACGCUUAGUGACAAUCCACCAUUAAUAUGUACAAUGCUACAGUUUUUGAAAAAAGGCAACAAAAACGGUCAUCAAAAACACUUGUCUGUUGUAUCGCUUCAUCCUCCAACAACCUUUAACUCAGUUUUACCCGAAUCUGAAGGGAAUACAUUUAAAAAUGUUAAUGGGAAAAAUGCAAUUUUACCAUUAUCUUCAUUUGAUGAUGAGGGAUUAUUUGACAUUGGGGAAUACGACUCCACCAAAGAACAAUCUCGGUUAUCAAGAACACUUGAAGAUAUGUUAUUGGACAAAAAUGCUCUUGAAUAUUACAUUCAUUAUAUGGAAUCCAGAAAUGCCUCAGAUUACAUACACUGUUGGUUAGAAAUACAAACAUUUAAAUCAUUAUCAAGAAACUACCACAAUUCACAAAAUACAAAAUUACUCAACACAUAUUCAAUUGUGCCACAUGGUCAGGGUGACCAUGAUAGUUUAUCCGUUAGUACAGAUUGUGACUCUUAUACAGCAGAUUCUAAUAGUCUUUGUGACUAUUCAUCAAAUAAUACAAUAUCUGAAGGAAAAGCCCCUCGUGAUAACAUUUGUGAUGAAGAAAGUGAUGAUUAUAAUAUUAAUGAAAAGAAAAAUGUACAAAAUAUAAUUGAUAGGGCUUUAACAAUAUUUAAAAAAUAUAUUGCACAAGAAGCAUCUUGUAACAUUAAAUGUACAGAAGAUAUUAGAAAAGAAAUCAUGGAAAAUAUUUGUAUAACAGAGAAAGUGAUGUCAGUUAACUGUUUCGAUUCUGUACAGAAUCUUGUUUACAAAAUAAUGCAGGAGGAUUACUAUCUUACUUUCUUAAGAUCUGAUUACUUUUGUAGAUAUCAAAUUGACUUGUUAACUAGCGGAAAUGUUAUUCUAGAUGAUAUACUGUAUAAUGAAACUGCUUUGUUUUAUUUUAUGGAAUUUCUAGAGCAAGAAAAUCAACGGAGCUUAUUAGAGUUUUGGAUAGCUGCUUCAAACUUUCAGCAGCAGCUAAACAACCAAAAAGAUUUUUUUGAUCCUAUCGAAGCACAAACUGAUGCUGUGGUAUUAUAUGAUAAAUAUUUUUCUUUGCAAGCACAUUGCCCAUUGGGAUUUAGUGAUAAAGUAAGGAUGGCAGUUGAACAGAGCAUUUGUGGGGAAACCGGCUUGAUGCCUGAUUGCUUUCACUUACCAUUAAAAAUAGUUGAAAAAGUACUGGAACAAAAUUACUUGAAGUUAUUUUUGAGUUCACAAUUAUUUUAUAAAUACCUCUCUGACUUAAUAAACACGGUACAAUCUGUAGAUUAUUUGAAUGUUGAAAGAUACCGUAAUGCCGCAUCAGAUUGUAGUAGUGAAAGGAGCUUUAGUCAAAGUACAUUUUUAGCUCUAGAGAUACCUUGUGAAGAUAUUAGAAAAAGUGAGAAAACCAAUGACAUGACAAUAGAUACUAGAGAAUUAUAUGAUCCCGACGCUCUCUGGAAAAGAAAAAAAUGCUAUAGACUCUCUUUAGGUCGAGUUAAUGAGUUGGGAAAAUAUGAAGCUGAUUUUGAGCCAGAGCCAGACAAGAAACAGUUUAAAUUGAAAGAUUUAUUUAGAAAAGUGAUAAGUUUAGAUGAUGAAGAUAAGAAGAGAGAAGAUAUGGCAUGGCAAGUAGCAGAGAUGAUUGUAAAGGACAUUACAAAUGUUACAUUGAGACAGCAGGAUAAUUGAUUGGUUAAUUAAUCAAUGCAUCAAUUGAUCUUUUAUAUUUUUUAUUGAAAUGGAAUGAAGGAUACAGAAGUAGAUCAGCUAAUUUAUUCCUCAGUCUAAAAUUAAAAUUCAUUAUCAAAUUUAUUAUAAUAAUAAUUGAAAAGAAAAUAAUUAAUAUGGUUAUAUUAAUAGUAAAAAUUGUGCCAUAUUAAAGGAAACUAAUUUGACUAA